AUGAAAGGAGGAAGAAGCUAAUCACUUGAUACACUUAAAUUGUAGUAGUUACAUGCUUAGCAACAAUUAAAAAAUAAUGAUAUUAAGCAAUCGUAUUUACAGAUAUAAGAAAAUUUAUAAUAAAAGCUCAUAAAAUAGGGAGCUUUAUAAUCUUUAAGUCAUUUCAAUAAUGCAGUUAGUGGUAACCACAUGUCUAUAAGCUCUAGCAAAAAAGAUUUUAAUGGAGAUCCAUAAGAAAUAAAGUUGUUUGUUUAGCAACAUAACUAGAAUUUUAAUAAACUAAUGAGCGAAAAAUUAGAUUUAGAAGAAGAAAUCAAAUAUCUAAAAGGGUAGAAUGAGUAGCUGCUUAAAUAUCAGCAGCUUCUUUCUAUUUCAAAAUCUAAGCAAAACAUGGAACUUACAUCUACACCUUCAGGAUAGACUUCAUAUAAGGAAUAUAGCAACAUUAAAGUGGAUUUAAUGAACUACUCAAUCAGAAAUAAAGAGUUGGAGAAUGAGUUAUUUUAAUUACAACAAUAGAUGAGAAUGUAUAAAAUGCAGUUAACAAAUGACUCUCCUAAAAAAUUUCUUUCAAACACAGACUAUGAUCCUCAUCAAUUCUCAAACAAAAUAAGCGACUUAGGGAAAAUAAUAGCAGAUCAAAAAUCAGAAAUUCAAUGUUUGUAAAUGAAAAUAAAAGAAAAAGAAAGAUAAAUUGAAGUCUUAAGUGACAAUGCAAAGCAGAUGUAAACAAGCAUUAACUUGUUGGAGAAAGAAAAAUUUGUAUUAGAAACAAGUUGCCAAAGUGAAAUAUAAAGGGUUAAAGAUUCUUAGGCAAUGGAACUCGAAUCCCUGAGAAAAUUGAAUAAAUAACUUGAUGAAUCAAUUAUGAAAGCAUAAAAUUCUUUAAAUGAAAGUGAGUAAAAUAAGCAAGAAUAAUUGAAAGCGAAUAAUAAACUAAUUAUUGAGUUAUAGGAAGAGCUUAAAAAUGUUACUAAGCAGAAAAAUUAAUUAGAGUAAUAGCUUUCUUCCUAGUUAAUGGAUUUGAGAGGAGAAAAAGACUUGCAAUUAAUCCAUUUUAAUAACAAAAUUAAGGAGCUAGAAAAUUCAGUUAACUAAUGGGAAAUAAAAUUCUAUAAAUAAAAGGUAGCUCAAGAGUAGGAAAUAGAUUAGUUAAAGGAGUUGCAUGAACAACGAAUAUUAUUAAUGAAAAAAGAAAUGGAAAGUAAGGAGAAUUAGUAGUUAAAGAAAUAAGAAAAUUUUCAACAAAAUUUAAGGGAUGCUGAAAAAGAUAAAAAUAAUAAAUCAGAAGUUAUAAAGUAGCUCAGAAUUGAGUUAGAAGACAUUAAAGCUAAGUUUAAACUAAGCAAAGACUCAUAUGAGAUACAAAUUGAAGAUUUAAGAUAGGAAAUCAAGAGGUUUGGCUAAUCAAAAAUGGAGAUGAUGGCUUAGCUUGAAGAAAAAGAAAGAGAAAACAAGAAAUUGUUUAGUUAAAUCUAAAGCUGUAAAGCUGAAAUUGAAGAAUUAAAGUCAAAUAUAGAAGAAAUGAACAACCAAGUAACAGAAUUGCAAAAAUAAAAUUCUGAAGAAUCUUUUUCACAUAUUCUUGACCAGAAAAUGAUGGAUCUAGAAAAAGAGUUUCAAAGAAGGCAGAAAGAAGUAGAAGACGAAAGGAUUUUAGAAUUAAAAGCUUAGAGAGAUAAAUUCAUUGGGGAAAUUAUUUAGCUAGAAAUUAAACACAAACACGAAAUUUAGAAAUUCUAAGAUCGCUUAGAUGGCUAUCAAAUGAAAGAUGCUUAAUCAAUGAAAAGCUUGGAUUAGAGAAUUUAAGAUAUCAAAGAUAAUUAUGAAAGCUAGAUCGAGCAUUUAGCUAAAUAAAGUUAAAGUGAAUUAAAUUAAACCAAAUAAGAUUAUGAAAAGCAAAUUGAAGGCAUUAAGAAAGAAUAAAUACAGAAAGAAGAAAAAAUGAAAUAAGACUUUGAAAGUGCUUUGUAAACUUAAAAAAUUGAUUAUGAGCUCAAUUACUUAAAGCCUUUGAAAAAAGAAUACAACGAUUUAUAAAAAGCUUCAAAAGAAAAGAUAAGCGCUUUAGAAUCUUCUUUGCAAAUUAUCAAACAGGAAAUGGAAGGAUAAGUACAUUUCUAAAAAAUCUAACUAGAAAAUACUAAAAAAGCUUUUGAAAUGAAGCUGUCAUCUGAUAAAAAGAUAAUAAAAGAAUUAGAGGAAUAAAUAGAGUUAUAAAAACAGUAAAUUGAGGAGUAGAAAAAUACAAUUUCAGAACUUUAAGAUUAAGUAAAGCAAUUAAAUGCAUUGAUAAAUAUUAUCAAAUGCGAAAAGUCAGAGCAGUGUAGCUUCCUAGAAGAUGAAAUCAGUAAAAUUCACCAAUCUUACUCUUCGAAAGAAAGUGAUUUGAUUUUGAAAUACGAAUAAGAUUAGAAGAAAUAAAAUAAAGAUAAUCUAAAAUUUAUUUUGAAAGUGAGAUAGUAAUUUGAGGAUUUACUUUUGAUUGAACACUAGAAAUAUGAGAAAGUUUUAAUGGAAUAUGAGGAGCUGCUAAGACUUUAUGAUGCAAAAGGAUGCAGAGAAGAAGAUGCUAUCCUUAUUCAAGCUCUUAAAGAUGAAUGCUUUAAAACAUAAGAGGAACUUAAGUAUCUUAUUCUGGAAGUUGUAAAUCGAGAGAAGAUGUAUAAUAAAAUAUUUACUAAUUACCAGGAAACGGAAUUUAUGUAGAUUCUAUUAAAGAAAGCAGAGAGAAUAGAAUAAUUCAAAAAUAUGAUUAAUACCAAUCAAAUAAGCUAGCUUGAGAGCGAAUAGAGUUAGCUUGAUAUUCCCUUAAACAGUGAAGAGUUACUGCUUCCUAAUUUGAAUAUUUCAACAAGAAAUAAUAAAGAAUUCCUGCCCAUGGUCAAUACUUCUAAAUCAUUCAAAGGAUUUAAAAGUGAUGAAACCCCUUCAACUAGUGCUAAUUCUGGUGCUUUGAAGUUAACCUCUAAAAUAGUGAAUAGGGGCUUUGAUCUAUCUGGAAAUGGAAAUCAAAUAAAAAACAAAGCAGAAAAUAUUCCUAUCGCAAAUAACUAGAAAAAACAAAGUAUAUCAAUCUAGUAAAAUAGUGUGAUAAAUUAAAGUUAGGUUAUCACUAAGUAAAUGCAACCUCAUUAUAUGAUCACUUAGCUUAACUAAACAAAUAGUGUAUUUAAAGGAAAUAUCGAUUUGAACAAAAAUUUAUAAAAUUCAAGCUCAUCAAAUAACUAAAGGCCUAAAUAUGAACAAUUCUGUACCCUUGACAAUAUUUAAACAAGCUAACAAUUUAAAUCGAAGCUUAAUUCAACAAAAAAUUAAUUCCAUAAAUAAAAUAGCUCUGUACUAGGCAGUGAUAAUAAUUUAGGAGACUUCUCCUCUUCAAAAAGAAAAGUAACAAAUAGAGAAAGGAGAUGUUUUUCAUAGAUGUCAGAUUAUUAAGAAGAUGUCAUGUAAAAGUAAAACGAUAGGUAGCAUACAGAAUUUAAUGUGCAAACUGAAGAACCGCUUCUCGUGGUUAAUGCUUAAAGUGUGAAUAUUUAGAAAAAUCCUUAAGGGCCAUUUUUAACCCAUGGAAACUAAAGAAGAAAAUACCUUUAAAGCAAUAAAAAUAAAGCAUAAAUGCAUUAAACUACAACUAAUUCCUUUUAAACUUCACACUAAUAGAGAUUUUCAACAGGAAAUAUUAGCAUAAAUAGCCAAAUUAAUUUAUAACAAGAGUUACUUCCUGCCUUUUAAAAAAGCCAAGAAGAUUAAAUAGAUUAAUAUGAAAAUAUGCAACUUAAAAUGCUCAAUCACAAAAGUGUUGAGAUUUCUAACCAUCAAAAUGAAACUCAAUAAAAUAAUAAUCUAAAUAUGAGUAUGAGUUCUUAAUAAAACUACGGUUCAGUACCUGCUGAGUCGAGAAAGACCUCAUAUGCAUAAAUUUAUGCAUAAAUGUUUAUGAACAAAGUGAGUAGAAUAGUAAAAACUUCUGAUGGGAGUUAAAAUGUUCGUAAAAAAAUAAUUUGA
Tetrahymena thermophila SB210 is the source of this 4008-nucleotide messenger RNA. Its product is annotated as josephin family protein. The record is from RefSeq and is a predicted model, not a curated record. NCBI's taxonomy places the organism in Eukaryota, Ciliophora, Oligohymenophorea, Hymenostomatida, Tetrahymenidae. The transcript is spliced from 6 exons.